Messenger RNA from Lodderomyces jiufengensis, 834 nucleotides. RefSeq lists its product as uncharacterized. The transcript has a single exon. The record is from RefSeq and is a predicted model, not a curated record. NCBI's taxonomy places the organism in Eukaryota, Fungi, Ascomycota, Pichiomycetes, Serinales, Debaryomycetaceae. Bases 1 to 834 code for a protein of 277 amino acids.
AUGUCUACAAUGUCAAUAAAUACUCAUCAGAUAAAUCAUACUACCAAACCAGUUAUUUUCAGUAAUAAUAUCAAUUUGAAAAAGAAAAACAAACAAACUACCGAAUUAAGAUAUUUAACAGAAAAAGAUGUUUAUAAAGCUGCAUUAACUUUAAAAGAUGCUUUUACAAAUGAUUCAUUAAGUAAAUUAUUAGUAUGUCAUAUCAAAGAUCAAUAUAAAAGGGAUUAUUGUGAAUUAUUAUUAUAUGAAGCUUAUAUAAAACAACAUUUGAAAAAAGGUAUUGUAUUGGGCCAAGGUGAAAAUGAAACAUGUUUUGAAACAGUAAGUAUUUGGUCCCACCCAAAAAGUGAAGAAGAUGGUUUAGAUUCAUUUCAUACUUUAAUGCAAUCUGGAUUUGAUAAAAUUUGGGAAAAUUUCGGUAAAGAAGGUCAAAAUAAAAUGUUUAGUAAAGAUGGUAUGUUACCAUUAUUACAUGAUUCAUGUGAACGAAUUAUAAAAGGAGAUAAAAGAUUUAAAGAUAAACCAAUUUAUACUUUAGUUUAUGUUGGUUCUACCAAAAAAGCCCAAGGAAAGGGGAAUUUAAGAAAAAUGUUUGAUUUCAUGUUUGAUAAUUAUAUUGAUCCAAAUAAUGCUUUAGCUUAUUUAGAAAGUUCAUCACCAAAUAAUAUUCCAAUUUAUGAAAGGUUUGAUUUUCAUUUUAUUGAAGAUAUAAUGUUGGGUGAUAACCAAUUGGAAGGAGCCGUUGAAGGUGAAGAUUAUGCUAUAAUGAAUGUUAUGAUUAGAGGAAUAAAGGGAGAAGAUUGGACUAAAAGUAUUAGUAGUAAUAAAUUAUAA